AUGGCAACACAAAAUCUCUCUGAAACUACGCCAUUACUCAAUCACCCAGUCGAACCUCAAUCAGAAAUUCUCUAUCCCAAUGGCGAUACCUCAGAUACCAACCCCGCCGUCCCAGACGAUCCUUCCACACUUUACAUAUGGAUACUCAUGACCGGGCCCUUCCUAUCCGCCUUCGUAGCAUCCGUCGAUUCAUCUAUGAUAGCUACUCUCUCGUCCCCCAUAACCUCCUCCUUCGGCUCACUAUCCCAUCUCCCAUGGCUCGCUUCCGCAUAUUUCAUUGCCAACGCUGCGAUCCAGCCACUAUCUGGAAAACUCACCGAUAUCUAUGGCAGGCGAAGCGGGCUUGUGCUUGCUAAUAUCGUGUUUUCGUUGGGAAAUUAUAUGUGCGCAAGUGCGGAAUCCGAGUGGGUCCUAAUUGCCGGAAGAGUGGUAGCAGGGCUAGGAGGAGGAGGAGUCAUGGCAGUGGCUACUUUUCUACUAUCGGAUCUAGUGCCAUUGAGGGAGAGAGGUAUGUGGCAGGGGAUUGGGAAUAUGAUAUUAGGUGUAGGCUCUGGUAUAGGGGGUGUACUUGGAGGGUGGAUCAAUGAUAGUCUGGGUUGGAAAGCGGCAUUUUUAUUGCAGAUACCCAUCACGCUUUUGGCUACGAUCUGGGCUUGGUUCACCAUACGCAUACCGACUGUGGAUGACGGGGAGGGAAAAUCAAAACUCAAACGGAUUGAUUAUUUAGGUUCCAUCAGUUUGUUCACGACGCUCGUUACGCUACUCCUUGGCAUGAGUGCCGGGGGCAAUACCGUAUCCUGGACCGAUCCCAUCGUCCUAAUCAGUCUCCUCCUCUCAUUGAUAUCCUUCAUAAUUUUCAUCAUCACCGAACUUAGAUACGCCAAAGAACCCAUUAUCCCCCUCCCUCUCCUCUGCGACCCAUCCGUCGCCGGCGGUUGUCUCACCAAUGCCUUCUCCUCCGCAUCCCGCUUCGCAAUGAUUUUCUAUCUCCCGCUCUUCCUCGAAGCCCAAGGCUACAGCGCCACCAAAAUUGGCCUUCGUCUCGUUCCCGGCGCAAUCGGCACGGCCAUCGCCUCCAUGAUCGCCGGAAUCAUCGUGAAAAGCACCGGCCGGUUUUACAAGCUCGGUAUCGCCUCCCAACUCAUCUAUAUCCUAGGCAUGGCCUUCAUCUGUACAUUUACACUACAGACAUCUGCAUGGCCCCCCUUUGUCUGGUUCGGCGCCAUCAACAUCGGAUAUGGAAUUACCCUUACCACCACCAUCCUGGCGCUUUUAUCAUCGGUGAAAGCGAAGGAUCAAGCUGUGAUCACAUCUGCACUCUUUGCGUUUCGGAGCACGGGCACGGUAUUGGGGAUUUCGGUGGCGGGACUGACGUUCCAGAAUGUGCUGGGGAGAUUACUAUGGGAGAAAUUGGGGGGGAUAGAUAAUGCAACAGAGCGUAUCCAACAAAUUAUCGAUGAUUUUAAGGUGGUUAAUGGACUGGAGGAAGGAUUGAAGGAGUUGGCUUUGCAGGCUUAUAUGGGUGCUGUGAGGGCUGUGUUCUUUUUGUUAUUGGGGUUGGGGAUGUUGGCUUUGGUGGCGACGUUGCUGGUUAGGGAUCGCGAAUUAUCUCAUAGGAUGUCACGAUGA
Molecule: messenger RNA, 1629 nt
Organism: Sclerotinia borealis F-4128
Lineage: Eukaryota; Fungi; Ascomycota; Leotiomycetes; Helotiales; Sclerotiniaceae
Source: the annotation of a GenBank genome assembly